Messenger RNA from Aspergillus calidoustus, 1416 nucleotides. The record is from the annotation of a GenBank genome assembly. Lineage: Eukaryota; Fungi; Ascomycota; Eurotiomycetes; Eurotiales; Aspergillaceae.
AUGCGCCUCGACACCCUGCAGCCGCGGAACUCGCGAAAAUCACACCGUAAAUCGCGGCUCGGGUGUCUCAACUGCAAGAGGCGACACAUCAAGUGUGAUGAGCUUAAACCACAAUGCGCAAACUGCACCAAUCACUCAUCCGUGUGUGACUAUUCCUUUCCGGCGCGCAAGGGAGGGAGUGCCUCUACUGGAAAUAGUCCCCUUCUACACCAAAACAAGAAGUUGCAAUUUGUGGAAUCAGAGUACCAGGCUCACUUGUUGCCCUCCUCAUCAACCCCUCCUUCCUCAGGGAUAAAUGGCAAACAGGCCCAGCUAGAACGAAAUCCUCCUCCGUUUAAAGCCCAAUUCACCCUACUCGACCUCAAACUUCAACACCAAUUCCUUAGUUCAACUUGCCUCACUCUCGCCGAGAACCAGGGCAGUCUCCAGUUCUGGCAAACCCUCGUCCCUCGUAUGGGGUACUCUUUCUCUUGGGUCCUGCAUCUGUCUCUUGCCCUCGCUGGCCUUCACAUGAGGAGAUCCCCUCACUCUGACAUCUCCACUCCGUCGGACCCCAACCUGAACGACCAGAUAGAGCACCACUAUAUCAUGGGCCUUCAAGGCCUAUCACAAGCCCUAGCUAAUCUAACUCCACACACCAGUCACGCGGUCUGGAUCGGCUCCAUUCUCCUCUGCUUUAUCUCCAUGGCUCGAGGGCCGCGAACAGGAAACUAUCUAUUCUUCUCGACAAUCAACUAUGAGCCAUCUGAAUGGAUAUCGCUGCUUAAAGGUGUUCAAGUCCUCUCCUGUCUGGACGAGCUACGUCCGCACAUCUUUGGUAAAGAGAGCCGGGUUCACCAGUCAGAAUCUGUUCGUACUAAGGAAUCAGAAUCCGAACGCAAAGCUUGUAAACCUCAAUCGCACUCGCAUGAUCCACUCAAAUCCCCUCCUGUCGCCUCCUGCUGUCGGGCCAUCCAGUCAUGCAUAGAUCUAUUGCUAAACGACUUCGCCUGCGAUCCUCUACAAGAAAAAUACCUGGCAAACCUCUCCUUCCUCCACCAAGCUUUCAUGGACCUCAACAUCUGCACCUCAAUACCUACCUCAUCAGCAUCAUCUACCUCGGAAUCAGUCUUGAAAUUAAUGUCACCUACGCCAAGUCCAAAACCAGAUUUGAAACUGACGUUUAUUAUUUGGACGUGGACCUCACUCCUAGGCGACGGGCUUGACGCAGUGCAGUGCAGAGAACCCAUGCCACUGCUUUUACUAGCAGUCUUCCUUGUAUUGUUUAAACAGCUGGAUAGUCCGUGGUUUGCGCGUGGGUGGGCAAAACAUAUUCUGACUGGAAUCGAGGGGGUCCUUGACGGGGUACUCGAUGAAAAGGGGAGGGAGGUGUUGAGAUGGCCCAAGGAGGUUAUUUUAGGAAAGGCUGUUUAUUAA